AUGGAUGGGAAGAUGAGCUGGGCCAUUGCCGAUGCCACAGACCACAAAGGUUUCCCAGCCGAUAGAUCUAAAACAGGUGGUUGGGUGCCGGCUGCGCUUAUUUUAGGGAUUGAAAUUUGCGAGAGGCUUUCAACAAUGGGAAUAGCAGUGAACUUGGUGACAUAUUUGAUUGGAACUAUGCAUCUGCCUAGCGCAACCUCAGCCAACAUAGUAACGGACUUCAUGGGCACAUCUUUUCUCUUGUGUUUGCUUGGAGGCUUUCUUGCUGAUUCUUUUCUUGGCAGAUACAAGACAAUUGCAAUAUUCGCUGUGGUACAGGCACUGGGUACUGGAAUGCUUUCCAUUUUGACGAAACUGCCCCACCUACACCCUCCCCCUUGUCACAGUACUAGCUAUUCGUGCAUUCAAGCAAACGGGUUCCAGAUGGGAAUUUUUUACUUGGCUUUAUAUCUGAUUGCCCUGGGGACUGGUGGCCUAAAAUCAAGUGUUUCAGGAUUCGGAACUGAUCAGUUUGACGAGGAAAAUGAAAAGGAGAAGUCCCACAUGGCCUAUUUCUUCAAUAGGUUCUUCUUCUUCAUUAGCAUAGGAACUUUGAUGGCCGUUACGGUGCUUGUAUAUAUACAAGAUGAAGUUGGUCGCAGCUGGGCUUAUGGGAUUUGUUCUGUUUCGAUGUUUAUAGCCAUCUUUGUAUUUCUUUCGGGGACUAGACAGUAUAGGUAUAAGAGGAGUUCAGGCAGCCCCAUCGUUCACAUUUUCCAAGUUAUUGUAGCUGCUUUAAGGAAGAGGAAAAUGGAUCUCCCUUACAGUAUUACCUUAUUGUACGAGGACACCCCAGAGGCUUCAAGAAUCCAACAUACAGACCAAUUCCUUUUGUUGGAUAAGGCAGCCAUUGUUGCACAAGGAGAUUUUGAGAAUGCUGGCUCUGAUCCCAAUUCAUGGAAGCUAGUCUCAGUGACAAGGGUUGAGGAAGUCAAAAUGAUGGUGAGACUAUUGCCAAUCUGGGCCACAACCAUCAUAUUUUGGACAACUUAUGCACAGAUGAUAACAUUCUCAGUUGAGCAAGCAUCAACAAUGGAGAGAUCAAUAGGAAGUUUCCAAAUUCCAGCAGGCUCUCUCACUGUCUUCUUUGUGGCAGCUAUUUUAAUUACUCUAGCAAUUUAUGAUCGUUUGAUCAUGCCUCUUUGGAAAAGAUGGAAGGGAAAACCAGGCUUCACAAACCUACAGAGAAUAGCUAUUGGCCUUGUACUAUCAACUCUUGGAAUGGCAGCAGCAGCACUAGUCGAAAGAAAACGAUUGUCAGUAGCCGGAGCUAUAGGUGGCAACACAACAACACUUCCCGUGAAUGUGUUCUUAUUGAUACCCCAAUUCUUUUUGGUGGGUUCAGGUGAAGCCUUCAUAUACACGGGCCAACUUGAUUUCUUCAUAACUCAAUCACCGAAAGGAAUGAAAACUAUGAGCACUGGACUCUUCCUCACAACUCUCUCUCUUGGCUUCUUCUUGAGUAGUUUCUUGGUCAUGAUUGUGAAGAGGGUGACGGGAAAGAAUGGUGGCCAGGGAUGGCUAGCUGACAACAUAAACAAUGGGAGGCUUGAUUACUUCUAUGGACUUCUUGCCAUACUUGGGGUCAUAAAUUUUGUUGUCUAUCUUAUCUGCGCAGUGUGGUAUAAACCUAAAAUCACUAAACCAAGUUUGCAGAUGGAGACUAUGGGUGAGGGGAAAUGCUAG
Molecule: messenger RNA, 1725 nt
Organism: Dovyalis caffra
Lineage: Eukaryota; Viridiplantae; Streptophyta; Magnoliopsida; Malpighiales; Salicaceae
Source: the annotation of a GenBank genome assembly